Molecule: messenger RNA, 2520 nt
Organism: Rhopilema esculentum
Lineage: Eukaryota; Metazoa; Cnidaria; Scyphozoa; Rhizostomeae; Rhizostomatidae
Product: trichoplein keratin filament-binding protein
Biological process (GO): apoptotic process
Cellular component (GO): keratin filament
Source: RefSeq, a predicted model, not a curated record
CUUAACACAUUUAAUGUUCUUUUUUAAAUCCUGUCAGUCUGACAGAUGGGUAAAAAUAAAAGAUACGAAAAGCCACCGGUUUAUUUGCACACCCUACGGAGGAGAAUUUAUAACGAGGCUGCUUUAAUUUGAGCAUAGAAACAACAAAAAUGGCGCUCCCAACAUUACAACCGUUUUGGAUGAAAAACUAUAAAAAUACUACUGAAGCGCUGAUGGUGAAGAGAAACCAAGACCAAUCAGAAUUCAGAGAAAAAUGGGACAAAAAUUCUCAGUUUUUUAAAAAGUCAGAGGUUGAAACAGCCAAGCAAACUGGAUGGACGUCGAAUCAGUCUUUUCAAAGGAGCAUGAAUGCAGUUGGUGAGACUUACCGAAAAACAACAAAGCAACUUGAUCUAGAGAAAAGAAGAAACAAAUUAGCAGAGCUAUUAUCAAUGGAAACAGAUGCGUUACAGAAAGAAAUGAGGCAAAGCCGACUUUCAAAGGCAGGAAAGCUCAUAGAAAUGAAGGACAGAGCUGAUGAGUUACGAGAUGCAAAAGAAGAGAGGAGAAAACAGAUAGCAGAAGAAAAACUAUAUCAACACUGGAAAGAAAACGAACCAGAUUUGCGAAAGGUUCAGUCGACACAAGUGCAGCAAAAUGUCAUUCGCGGUUGGGGAGAACAGAUCACAGAGAGACGAGAGAUUGCGAAAACAGCGAGAGAUGAAGACAGGAGGUUGGAGCACAUGAUGGAGAUUGAUCGUUUGAGAGUCAUGCAAGCUGAAAAGAAGAGAGCAGAAGAGAGAAAGAUGGAAGAGAUCGAGUUGAAAUCCCAGCUGCAAAAGCAAAUGGAAGAAUUAAGAAUCAAGGACGAAGAGGCCCAGAUGCUCAAAAGGGAAGAAGAGGGGUUGGUCAAGCAAAGGAUGCUUAUUGAUGGGGCUGAAGAAAAACGCAGGCAGUUUGAAGAGCAGCGAAGGAGACAGGAAUAUGGGAGAGUUCUCGUGAGGCAAUACAAAGCUCAACUUCGCAGGAAGAGUAAACAGGUCCAGGAUGCUUUGGAAUUGGACUUGAAGAUACUCGAGGACCUUGCAAAACAGGAACAAGAUGAAAUGACAGUAAGAACAUCACGUAGAGAGAAAGCCAAAACAGAGGCCGAGAAAAUGAGACAGGUAGUACAAGAACAGUUAAAAUUGGAAAAGGCCAGGGAAGCAGAGCUUGAUCAGUUGUACCAAGAAGAAGCUGCGAGGCAGUGGCAAAAACGCGAGAGUGAGUGGGAGCGCGAAAGAAUCGCGAGGGAAAGGCUGAUGCAAGAGGUUCUUCACGAGAGGCAGAAACAAGUUGAUGACAGAAUUCAAAUCGUUCUCCGCAAAAAACAAGAUUCCAUCGCUGAAAGAGAGGACUUGAUACGGCAAAUGGAAGACUAUCAGCAAUCGUUAGAAACAGAAAAGAUCGAAGAGGAAAAUAGGAAACAAGAGAGGGAACGUGAAAUUAGCGAACAGAUCACUGCAAGAUCUCAACGUAGAUGGGACGAUCAAAUGAAAGAACAGGAAUUGCUUGAUCAGAAAAGACGCGAAGAGGAGGCAUACAAGAAGUUAAUAAAUCAAGAAGUCGUAGCGAUGACAGCCCGAGACGAUUCUCCAAGGACAUUCCGUCGGAGGAAGUUCGCUUUCGAAUGAUGAGACAAAUAGAGACAAGAAGAAGUUGCAUACGAGUGAAGCUAACAUGGUACCUUACUAAUUUCAUUGUAUAUAAUGUUGUAAAAUACAACAAAUCUUAGGGUUCGGUUUGAGAAUGCUUCAAUUCAUGAAAUUAAUUUGGUGUACUUCCGACUCUGGGAUAAGCAGAUGGUCAAUAAAUUAUCAGAACGUGGUUGCACCAUAGCUUUGAGCCAGUGCUAGUCAUCUAGUGGGAUUAUCUUUUGAAUGCGUAUGUUUUCAGCCAAGAAAUGAGCUCGUCAUCUUUACUUAAUUUAACUAUUUAAAGUAUAAUUUCUCCUUUAAAUCCUAUAUACAAAUUUGUCUAAGCGUUUCUCUAACUGUUCUCAGUGCAUAUGUGUUCACGCAAGAAGUUUCCACUCUCCUCUUGUAUAAAGCCCAAACUAUGAACAAAACUGUCUAGCAAAUAUCCAGUAAGCCUUUUUAAAAGGCAAUCCGCCUUCUGUUUUCUUUUCUCUGCUUUUCUAGAAUAGAACGAAUCAGAAGUCAACGUUAGUACUAGAAAAAUUGUUACGUCACAGAAAUGUAGCUUAAAAAUGUAAUACAGUUUACAAAGGCAAAAAGUGUACGCUUGCCACGUUUUCGAAAAAUCUGCCUGCUUAAAGUUUUGUGAUUAAGAAAAUACAACAAAUGCUGCUGGAAAAUAUUUUAAAAGUGGGAAAGAAACAUGAUUCGUCAACAUCCUCCCAAAAACCAAAAACGCAAUUAUCCAUUAUUGGAAAUCUUCAUGGGAUUUUUUGCAGAGAAGAUCAUACAAUCUUUAUACUGCAAUUUCGCUAGACAGAAAAACUGAAGUUGAAAGUAAAUCUUAUGUAUAUAUCAAUAUUAU